Messenger RNA from Boeremia exigua, 1507 nucleotides. RefSeq lists its product as uncharacterized. Lineage: Eukaryota; Fungi; Ascomycota; Dothideomycetes; Pleosporales; Didymellaceae. The transcript has 4 exons. The coding region runs from base 178 to 1419 and encodes 413 amino acids. The record is from RefSeq and is a predicted model, not a curated record.
UUGCAUCUCGAUUUACAACUAUCUCAAGCCCAUGGACAUAGACCCUUGAGUAGUCGAAUGCCUUGACGGCAAUCCUCUCAACUCCCUUUCCCGACCUUACUUCCACACUUCAAGCCCUACUUUGGACAGAAAUCCAGCAGAGAUCGAUGGUAGCUGUACUCGUCGCUCGUCGCCACCAUGGGCUGGACCUCCGAGUUUAAUCCAGAUCCAACGUUCACCGCUUGGGGACCUUUUAUUCGCGAUGGCUACUACAUCCAACCAGUCACCUAUAGAGCGAUAACCGUCGCCAGCUUGGUCUUUGGUCUCGCAAACAUAUUCGCUAUCUCGGCAGCUGUCAUCGCGUACAGACAAACGCGAGCAUGUCGAAGGCCUUUGAAGAGCGCAUACAUCUGGAUGAUAUGGCUCGAACUCGCGGCUUCCUUUGUCAUUGCAAUUCAGUGCUUGCUAUACCUCCUCAAGGUCAUAAGACCGAGCUUCUGGUUCUACAUGUCAAUAUUGCUGAACUGGUCUAUACAAGUGCAAUUACUGCUUCAGAUCAUCAUCAAUCGGGUGCGCAUCAUACUGACGGAUAGGAGGAAAGGCCGUCUGCUCAUGAUAGGAACUGCCGUAGUUGUGACACUGAUCAACAUCAGUGUAUUCGUUGUAUGGAUUCCUGCGCGCCUCCAAAUAAGCACUCGUUGGAUCCACGUCAACAACAUAUGGGACCGAAUCGAGAAAGUAUUGUAUCUACUCAUGGACGGAUUCCUCAAUUUCUACUUCAUCCGAGUAGUCAAGGCGAACCUUGUCAGGAAUGGCCUCGAGAAGUACAAUCGACUUGUACUAUUCAAUCAGCACAUGAUCUUCAUCUCUUUGCUGAUGGAUGUCAUGAUUAUUGCUGCCAUGUGGAUCCCAAACGGUUUUGUAUAUGCGAUCUUCCAUCCACUCGCGUACCUCGUAAAGCUGAAUAUCGAGAUGUCCAUGGCACAUCUGAUCAAGAAGAUUGCGAUGGACAACUCUCGCAACAGCGACUUAUGUAUUAUCUCGAAUUCGCACAACAGCGCCUUCAAGUCCACACAAGAUUCCGAUUCAAUACCAGCCACCCGAAAAACGAUAUCGUUGCUAAAAAGUGUAUUUAGCGGCGAGGAGGAACGCCCACCGCUCCUUAUGAACGAGAUCCUGAAAACAGAAGAGUUCAGGGUACACAGUGGUCCUGUGAAGAAACUAGAGAGUCCAUCUGGCCAGACGAUUGAGCCCGAGAUUCACGAUGGGUCGAGUUUCCGCAGUACUACCGAUAGCAUUGCAUGGGUAGAUGCGGACUGGAUAGGGACGAAUGAGGAAGAGCCGGGCACUGCAAGCGCCAGAAGUCAGAAGCCUGCCUCGGUCGUGGACGACGAAGCGCAUUUACUUCGACCUGCACCUGCAGUCUUGCGUCCAAUUUGAAGAGAAGUACCCACUAGGUUCAACCAUCAACAACAAGCCGUUUACUGUGGACAAAGACAGAAAGGAUUGGCUGCUCACCUGAUCUUCC